This is a messenger RNA of Mandrillus leucophaeus (drill), 1984 nucleotides long. Its product is annotated as band 4.1-like protein 3. Bases 83 to 670 code for a protein of 195 amino acids. Lineage: Eukaryota; Metazoa; Chordata; Mammalia; Primates; Cercopithecidae. The record is from RefSeq and is a predicted model, not a curated record. The transcript has a single exon.
AUAGACUGUUUCCAUAUGCCCACCUUCACCUCUCAUCCACCGUGCUUCAUCUUUUUCCCCAAACCUAUUGCCUGUCCCUGAAAUGGACUUGCUUUCAGACAUUUCAGAGGAAGACCCCUUUGGGGAGGCUGACCAGAUCACACUAGACAGCUUAGAGCACCUUUCCACAGGUGAAACAUCCGAGCAGGGGGAUUCUGAAGUUGCUAUGCCUGAUUUGGUCUUGGAUUCUGCCAUAGGCCCUUCUCAGCCUGAAUGCCCUUCUCCCAUCCAUGGGAAGACUCUUAAAGCAGCUGACAACAGUGAUUCUGAGUUUGGUUACUUCUCCUUCAGUUUCUCCAAAUGUUUUCCCUCUGGCUUCCCCUCCCUUCUUGAUGAAGAUGGAUAUCUUGCUUUCCCCAGCCUCCCCAAGGUCUGGGUCUCCUUCCUCCCCGCUGGUGUGCAGCACUAUGUCCCAAUCACCUCCCCUUCAUUCAUUCCUUCCCUUAUCCUCAUCUUUGGGCUACUUCUGUCUGCUUCUCAGUCAGUUCCUUUUUCUCUUGCCUUUUCCCUUCCUCUGGCUCUAUGCCUCUGCUGUCUGGAGGCUAAAGCCGCCUCCUUUAAUGUUUCUUAUGACUGUGACUUGAAUGACAAACUAGAGGAAGAGGAAGUAGUUGCUGGCAUGCCCACAUAAGUUCAGUUUGUGGAGUCAACACAAUACACUUUAUCUUAAACCCUUCCUAACAUAGAGUGUAAAUGUGUGCAUACGUUUCACCACUGAUUACCCUCAACAUAGUAAUACCUGCAUAUUUUCACACACACAAUGUUUUAGUGCAUGAGAAAUAAGUGUAGACACUUCUCCUUCAUUGAUACCGUUGACCAGGUCCACACAUUCUAAGUUUGGAGCAAAAUUGUAGGAUUAUUUUACAAAUAUCUAGCUCAAACUAGAUUUGUAACAGAAGGUGUAGGGGAGGAGGGAACCUGUAUUGCCCGUAACAAUCCAUACAGGGUCUCUCCAUUUUGCAAACAGAUAUUAAUGCUGUUCCUUUAGGAUGGAACAUUUUUGUUUUGAUAUAGAACUUAGGAUGCAGUGGACAUAACUGUUCUUGACGUAUCUUAGUAGAAGUCCUUAGUACUAUUAUUUCUCUUGUUGGAAACCCAAAUGUGUUCUUGCAUCUAUGAGGAUGUAUCUGUAACCUUUACUCCUGAUAUUUGUAAGUCUCAUAUCAAAAGCUCCUUAUCUCCCUAUUAUUGUAGUAUUUGGAGACCAGAUGAAUUUUAGCUAGUUUUUUUUUCUAACCUUAAAUUAUGUAAUUAUAUAUAAGAGUCACUGUAGGGUAUUUUAUAAGGAAGGUACUAUUCUGUUGUCUUUAACAAAUGUAUGUGAAAAGUGACACAUGGCUUUUUUUGAAUAUUUAGACUAUAUAACACUAAGAUUGGGCCUCUUAGUGCUCCUUUAUUUAAAUAGGUGUUUGGUUUGAGGAUUUUUACCCCUAUAUAAGGCAAAUUUUUUUCAAGUAUCCUACCUCUGUGCUACUAAGUCAGCAUUAACAUGUAUAAUAUAUUUUUGAUUAUUUUGUUAAAUGUGGCCUGGUGAUUUAGUGCCUCAUAUUCUGUGGACACUACCACUACACAGAGUAAAUGACAAAUUUAGAGCAAACCUAAAGAAAAAUGUAAAGAUAAUGCAGUGAGUGUGCAUUGUAGGAGAAACCACAAUUGUUAAAAAGUUUACCUGAGGAAUAUCAAAGAUCAACAUUUUAGGGAAUUAAGUGUUGACCAAGGAGUUGGAAGAUGUUUCUUAACAGAUGAUUGAAUGUCUCAUUUUUCACAUCUGAUAAAGACUCUGAGCUCCUUGCUUACCUCUGAAAAAUACUAUGAGUGGUUAAAAAGGAAAGCCUUUUGAACUCUCAGAUUUAACACUAUCAUCCUAAUAAAGAAGGAAAAGGAUAUAUAUUAGAAAUUAACCUGUAAAGGUUAAAUGAUUUGCCUUUGAUAAGGGAGUCAAUAU